Molecule: messenger RNA, 4319 nt
Organism: Pocillopora verrucosa
Lineage: Eukaryota; Metazoa; Cnidaria; Anthozoa; Scleractinia; Pocilloporidae
Molecular function (GO): protein binding
Source: RefSeq, a predicted model, not a curated record
AUCUAUAUGCAUACCAAAAACUAAAAUAAUCAGCAAUAUUGAUGUCUUUCAGAUGUUACAUUUGUCAUCUCUAAUCAAUUUGGAGCAGUUGUCACUGUUGAACAACCCUUGCAUCUUGACUAAUGGAAACUGGAGACUAGAAGUGAACUACAGGCCUUAUCUGGUAUAUUGCUGUAGAAACCUUAGGAAUCUGGAUGGACAUUUGGUGAACAAUGAUGAAAGAAUACUUGCGAGGCUGCUGGAUCAGGCAUUCAGUCACAUUGGCCAUCCUUCCUCAGGAGAGCAUUAUGAACUUGUGUCCAUUUUACAUCAUAUUUGCUCAGAAUCCCAGGAAGAUACCCAGACAGCAGGAGCGCAUAUAGGGGAAGAUGUGGAUUUUAUUCUUCCAGACAGCAACACUUUAUUGGAAUCAGAAAGUUUCUUCAUUCCAGUUCCUAUCUCUGAUGAAGACCAAACAGAAUCAGAUGAUCCCAUCAUGACAGAAGAAGAAGCUCUGCGACUGUUUAGUUUGGCAGCCACAAUAAUUCAAGCUCAUGUGCGUGGUUAUCUGGUGAGGAAGAAGUUUGACUUCUGUCAGUACCGACAAAGAAAAUAUGCAGCAGCCUGCAUUCAGGCAGCUUGGAAGGGAUAUCAUGCUCGUACUAGAGACAUCAAAAUUGUCAACAUAAGGAACGAAUUAAGAGUGCGAAGGUUGAUAUCCCUUAUAAACCAUUUAUAUGGUGCAUUAGACAGGGAACACGAGGAAGCUGUCAAAAGUAGAGAACAGUUUAAGAGGGCGAUAGAAUAUCUGUGGCUUCAGAUUUUGGAACAGUCCAAACUGAAUGAGGUCCAGCUUCGCAGGGAACAAAUGAAAGCAGCCAUCAAAAUUCAGACUUGGUGGAGAGGAUGUAUGGCCAGAAAGCUGUUUCCCCGCAAGAAGAUGAACCAGGAUCAAGUUGCAAUGCUCUUUGCAAUGUGUCGCCAGCUACAGACACAGUUGAAUGUUGUCACAUCCCAGAUAAAUGAUCUCACUAAAGGUAAAAUCCAAGACAACAAAUCUCAACACGAAGCUGAAAAGACGGAUUCAGAAGGAUCGGAUCAGUUCUACGACACAUUCGACACAUCAAAGGAGACCGUAGAAACAAAGUUCGCCGAGGAUCCUACGUUAUCGCCUCCAGUUCAGCAUUCCGAUGCUACCUCAGGCCCGUCCCCUGAACGCUCGCUAGUUGAGGAACGAGACGAAAAAGGAGAGCUGAAAAAUUGUGAUGAAAAUAUUCCCGUGUCAGGUGAACUGGAGUCUGGAGGCAAAUUAUUGUUCACAGACGAUUCGGUUCUAUUAGAUCUUGAAUUAAACAAAGAAGCUCCACUUGCAGGCAGAAUGGAUCAGGACGCUUUCGGAUUAGCUCUUACAAAGUGUGAUCAAAAGGACUCCGGACUGAAUAUCGCGAAUUCAUCGAAUAGUUUUGAAGGGGAAACCAGAUUGUCAUCAGCCGCACCGGGAAUGGAAGAGAAACAGUUAUCCCUUCCUGAAACGAAACGUAGCGAGAACGAUACUGAGGAAGCACCCCAAGGACCUUUAGAUCUUGAAACGGAGAGAAAUAAUGAUGUUGCACGCGAUGUAGGAGAACUUUUCGAGGAUAGGAGAUCUCCUUCCUCCCUUGACCAAAAUGAGCCUCUUUCUGAGAAAGUCACCUCGAAACCUAACGUUGAAACAGGUCAAGUGAUGGAGAAUACGGCUCCACGUGUUCUUUGCUCGCUUGUGGAUUCUCAAGAAUCUGAUUCAACAGAAAAGGACCUGAACUGGGGAGCAUCUGAAGGAAAGAGUUUACAAGCCAGCAUACCGGAAAUAAUUGUUAGUAGUCCAAUUCCAACUGAUGAUGAAGAUAGUGACGAGGGGGACACAAGCAAUGUCCAGAAGGAAGUUCACAGGAACCAAAAGGAGAGGAAAGGCACAGCUGAAAACUAUUCUUACUCCAACUUAGCCUGGAAGUUCUCGAGCUCGUUCCAUGUGAAGAAUUUAGAUCAGAAACUUUCCGGAGGUGAUGCAAGUAGUGAUAAAACUAGAGAUCCCACAUCCUUCAAGAAGGAGAGAGAUAUGCAUGAAGAACUCCAUAAAAAUGAGGUGAAGUCUUUAAGAGGAGCAGAAGGUAGUUUGCCUUUGGCAAAGUCUAAUCGCGGAAAACCGGGUGAUGAUGAAGAAGAUGCCACCAUUACAAGCAGCUCCGUGUUCCAUGAGAGCGUUUCAAGCUUGGGUGAAAGAGCCACAACCUUACUGUCCCAGCUCAGAUCAGAAAUCGCCAAUAUGAAGACAGCUCGGCUGGGCGGUGCCUCUUCAGUCAUAACGUCGGGAGACGAUGGUGCUACUAUUGUGGUUGAAAGCACAGUGCAUGCAAACCUUGAUCCCGAGAAUGUAAACAAAAGUUCAGGUGAGCUUGCAACACAAGAGAGCAGCACUGCAAGCGAAAUAAAUGACAUUUCUAAGCCAGAACAUGCACCUGCCGUGACGUAUCGUUUGCCGUUGUUUGAAGACGUCGACAGUACAUGUACAUCUCUUUCUCUCGACGACUUUCUGUCAGACCCCGUCCUUGAAAACGUUGCAAAAGACCCCGUAUGUGACACUGGAUGUGAACCUAAAGAGACAGAUGAUUAACGCUGCGAUGUAUCGCGCUCUUUUACUUUUGAUCUCUUAUUUUUGGAAAGAAGUAUGGUUCUUCUGAGAAAACUUGUAGGUGUUAAAAUGAAUGAGAUGAGGUUAGAAAUGCGAACAGGCAUAGCUCUUCAAAUUCACGUUGAGAUAUAUAAAUUUUUUAUAUACAUAUAUAUAUAUUUCGUUAUCCUCCGUCAGGUUGAACAAACCACCGAAGGAUUUAUGUCUGUCCCUUAGAAGCUCAACAAGCUUCUUUGAGUUUUGAGAAAGCAAAGUGAUUGCGAGAUCAGCUCGUUAGAGACACAGAAAGUUCAAGCGUAAAUAAAGUAUAUUUUUCAUCUUAGAUGGACUGAAAAUUCGAAAUUUGAUGAUAACUCUACAUGAAUCUAAAUAAAAUUUUAACAUUAAACUUGGGAGUGCUUAAUCAGGGGUCACUGUAACGUUGACUGCACUAAUGGCACUUCAGUGCGUCACGGCAAUUCUAAUAGUGCGCGCACACCCCAGGAGGGGCUGAGAAGGCACUCGUUCAAUGUUUGAGUGUAAGCGUGUCUCUGAUCCCUCUCCGCAUAAGAAGAAAAGUGUUUAAAUCGACCAUAAGAAGCCAAGUCUGAUAUACCGUGUUUAAUCAAAACUAUAACAAGAUUCUCGAACGUGAUUGAUCAUCACCAGCCCGAUUUAAGCAUUAAUAAUAUACAUGAUUUACGCGCUUCUGAUUGGCUGAAAACGAGUGCUUUUUUCAUGCAACACGAGUGCAAAUUACAAAUAGCGCGCGCUGCAAACAUUUCGUCCGUCUUGACUUUCAGUGAUGCGUUUUUCAUGUCAAUUAUUAACAAGUAACAGCAUGAUUUCGAUUGCAAUUUGGAGUUAAUAAGCACGAAUAAAUUUUUCAAAGACUAUAAAAUUGCACGAGCCUGUAGAGCGAUUGCAAUUUGUGGUCUUUGAAAAUUUUUCAAGUGCAUAUUAGCCCCAAAUUGCACUCGAAAUCAUGUUACCUUUACUGAUAGGGGCAGUGCAUGUGUCAUGCUUUUAAUUGAAUAGUGUAAGAGGACAGUUAAAGGGACAGUUAACACGUCAUGGCUGUGUAAGUGGACAGAACGCAUCAUAUGCACGCAUAUUGUUGCACAUUCCACUGAGUUAACUGGAAUUUUUUUUAUGAAAACGUAUAACCUAUGUCUAGUUUCUUUCUCGAAUUUUGUGAUAGUUUUUAUUAAUUGGUAACAGGACUUCGAGUUGUCCAAUUCUGUCUGUAAUCAUACGAGUGAUACACAAAAUUGUACAGCUGCGAAGCAGGAGUGUGAUUUGUUUAUCACGAGUUGGACUGGAUUGGACUCUACUUGGUCCUAUUACCAUUAUUAGUAUAGGUAAUCACAUGAUUUCUAGUGCAUUUUGAAAUAAAUAAGCACAAGUAAAUUUUUUCGAAGACUAACAAAAUUGCACGAGCCUGUAGGGCGAGUGCAAUUUGUGGUCUUUGAAAAUAUUGACAAGUGCGUAUUUAUUCCAAAUUGAACGAGAAAUCAUGUGAUUACAUAUUAAUAAUAUACAUGAAAAAAUACAAGAUAGCUCAUCAUAAUUAUGCAGAAGCAAAUUGCGCGCAUCAAGUAUAAAAAUAAUUUAUUUAAAAAAUCAGCAUACAAUCAAAACAAUAAUAUAAAAUGAUAUUUUCACAUCUUUAAGGCGCAAAAUAGGUUAAAAG